Molecule: messenger RNA, 2607 nt
Organism: Saccoglossus kowalevskii
Lineage: Eukaryota; Metazoa; Hemichordata; Enteropneusta; Harrimaniidae
Product: phosphoenolpyruvate carboxykinase, cytosolic [GTP]-like
Biological process (GO): oxaloacetate metabolic process; response to lipid; cellular response to glucose stimulus
Cellular component (GO): cytosol
Molecular function (GO): manganese ion binding; GTP binding; phosphoenolpyruvate carboxykinase (GTP) activity
Source: RefSeq, a predicted model, not a curated record
GCUAUAACUCGUUUGACACCAUUGUGGCACUCGUUCGUAGUCUGUGUCGUAACAGUCGUGUGACGGCAUUUUACUUCGUCUCGUCAUAUAUACAAUCUCGCCGUAACCAUGCCGUCAUUAGCUGUGAAUAUUUUGCGGCGGUCGACCGGGCUCAUCAAGACAGCCUUGGCCAACAACCAUAGACUUUUCAAAAUGCCUGGUACUAUGUGUAACUAUGCCAGGGCAUUUUCAGUAGUACAUGGUAAUCUGGACAACUUGCAACCUUCAGUCAGAAAGUUUAUUGUCGAUAGUGCCAACCUGUGCCAACCUGACAAAGUCCAUAUUUUGGAUGGUUCUGUUGAAGAGAAUAAAAAACUUACAAAGGAACUUGUUGAAAUGGGAGUUUUAAGGCCAAUACGCAAGUACGAAAAUAAUUAUCUGUGCUUGACUGAUCCAAAAGAUGUUGCUCGUGUGGAAAGCAAAACACUUAUAUCAACUCCUAGUGAGAGGGAGACGAGACCCAUUACUGCACCUGGAGUGAAAGGAAAGCUUGGCCAAUGGUUUUCUCCAAAAGAUCUUGAAAAUGCUGUUCAAGAAAGAUUUCCUGGCUGCAUGAAAGGUCGUACUAUGUAUGUGAUUCCAUUCAGUAUGGGACCAGUCGGAUCACCUUUGUCUAAGAUUGGUAUUGAGAUCACAGACUCUUCGUAUGUUGCUGUUAAUAUGUAUAUAAUGACGAGGGUUGGUGGCAAAGUAUUAGAUGUCCUUGGAGAUGGUGAAUUUGUCAAGUGUUUACAUUCCGUGGGUCAACCAUUACCUAUGGAGAAACCUGCUGUCAACAACUGGCCUUGCAAUCCAGAAAAAACAAUGAUUGCUCAUCGCCCUGCUUCAAGGGAAAUUAUAUCAUUCGGUAGUGGAUAUGGUGGAAAUUCGCUGCUUGGCAAGAAAUGCUUUGCUCUACGAAUUGCUAGCUGUAUUGCUAGAGAUGAAGGAUGGUUAGCUGAACACAUGUUGAUUCUUGGUAUUACCAAUCCCCAAGGAGUGAAAAGAUACGUCUGUGCUGCUUUCCCAAGUGCUUGUGGCAAGACAAACUUGGCUAUGAUGAACCCUACCAUACCUGGCUAUAAAGUAGAAUGUGUUGGUGAUGACAUUGCAUGGUUGAAAUUUGACAAGAAUGGUGUAUUGCGUGCCAUUAACCCAGAGAGUGGAUUCUUUGGUGUGGCGCCCGGCACUUCGAAUAAAACAAACCCAAUGGCUAUGGCAACUAUUAAAAAAAAUACCAUCUUCACCAACAUUGCCGUCACCGAUGAUGGUGAUAUCUUUUGGGAAGGCUUGGAAGAUCAAACCCCAAAGGAUGCCAAGAUCACUUCCUGGUUGCAUCAUGAAAACUGGCACAAGGAUAUGAAGAAUGCUGAAGGCAAACCUAUUGCAGCAGCUCAUCCCAACUCCAGAUUCUGUACACCAGCCAAACAGUGUCCCAUAAUUGAUCCUCAGUGGGAGAGUUCUGAAGGUGUGCCCAUCUCUGCAUUCAUAUUUGGUGGGCGUAGACCACAAGGUGUUCCAUUGGUAUAUGAAGCCCUUGACUGGAAGCAUGGCGUUUACAUUGGUGCAUCAGUGAGGUCAGAAGCUACUGCAGCUGCAGAACAUGCAGGUAAAGAAGUGAUGCAUGAUCCAUUCGCUAUGAGACCAUUCUUUGGUUACAACUUUGGUGACUAUCUGAAACAUUGGUUGAGUUUUGAAAAGAAAAAAGAACUUAAGCUACCUAAAGUUUUUCACGUCAACUGGUUCCGUAAAGAUAAGAACAACAAGUUCUUGUGGCCAGGCUUUGGUGAGAAUUCUCGUGUCCUGGAUUGGAUCAUUCGUAGAUGUGAAGGUGAAGACAUUGCUGAGAAGAGUGCUAUUGGUUACCUUCCAAAGAAAGGCUCGCUCAACUUGGAUGGACUUGAAUCAGAAGUGAAUUACAAAGAGCUUUUUGACACCCCAAAAGAUUUCUGGGAGAAAGAGGUGCAGGAAAUCAGGAAUUACUUCAAUGAGCAAGUGAACGAAGACUUACCAAAAGAAGUUGCUGAUGAACUCGCUUCUCUAGAACAACGCGUUUCUAAAAUGUAAAGCUUUGGGAGCUUUACUUGUACUGUAACUGAAUGAAAUCUAGAUUUACGAAACGAGUACAGUGUGAGUAAAUUAGAAUGCAAUAAGUACAAUGCUUUUAAUUUAUUAGUAUAUUUGUUUUGCACAACUGAUUUUCAAAAAACCAGAACUUUGUGAAAUUUACAAUAAAGUAUUUUCUUACAAUAGCUUUGCCGUUUUUCAAUGUUUUUGUUAGUAAAUCUGUACUUCAUAAAGCAAAUGAUGUGUAUUUUUGUCAGUUUUACAUCUCCAUUUAUCUCAUUUCUGUAUAAAGUGUAGUGUACAUGUUGUAAUUUAUUAACCACUCUAUCUUGUGACUAACAUUGACCAAUCAUCCAUUACAAUCGAGGCACAUUUUGUAAUUUGAAAAUCAAUUGAGACAUAGAUUGUUAUUCUACCAGAGUAUAUAUUAGAUGACAUUGUGUAGUCUGUUCAGUUUUCUAUUGUGAAUUGACGUAGUAUUGCCAACACUUGCUGAAUAAAAUUCCUGUUUCACCAUUGUAA